Naegleria gruberi is the source of this 744-nucleotide messenger RNA. RefSeq lists its product as uncharacterized. The transcript has a single exon. The annotation marks the transcript as partial. Gene Ontology annotation, molecular function: 3',5'-cyclic-nucleotide phosphodiesterase activity. NCBI's taxonomy places the organism in Eukaryota, Heterolobosea, Eutetramitea, Acrasida, Naegleriidae. The record is from RefSeq and is a predicted model, not a curated record. Gene Ontology annotation, biological process: signal transduction.
UUUAAAUCCCUCAAUAUGUUUGAAAGAUUCAAUAUUAAUCCGAUCAAACUUUGGAAUUUCCUAGGAGAAUUGAAAAAGAAGUAUAGAAAUAACCAUUAUCACAAUUUUAGACAUUGUUGUGAUGUCACUCAAUAUCUCUUCAUGCUCCUCAAUCAUGAAAAGAUUGAUAGUUUCUUCUCUGAUAUGGAAAAAUUAGUACUCCUUCUCUCAGGUCUUACUCACGACAUUGACCAUCCAGGAGUUAACAAUAACUUCUUAAUCAUGACUGAAGAUGAACUUGCAUACAGAUACAAUGAUAAGAGUGUAUUGGAAAAUUAUCACGCUUUCAAUGCUUUUAAAAUUAUGCAAAAGGAUGAGUUCAAUGUGUUGGAUGGUUUAACAGAGGAACAAUACAGAGAACUCAGGAAGAUAAUGGUUCAAACAAUUCUUGCAACAGAUAUGACAAACCACUUUUCAAUCAUUUCUAUUUUUGAAUCAAGAAUUGGUACAGGUAGACUUUCUAAUGAAAAUGCUGAAGACAAAUUGUUAUUAAUGAGAGUAUUGAUGAAAUGUUCCGAUAUCAGUAACCUUAGUAGACCUUUUGCAAUUGCUAAGAAGUGGGCCAAUGCCUGUAUUAAUGAGUUCUUUUCACAGGGUGAUUUGGAAAGACAAAAGGGAUUACCAAUCAGCCCUCUAAUGGAUAGAAAUACUUUAGAUUUUCCAAAAUCUCAAAUGGACUUUGGUAAAUUCGUAGUUUCUCCUUUG